This is a messenger RNA of Juglans regia (Persian walnut), 1395 nucleotides long. Its product is annotated as U-box domain-containing protein 21-like. The coding region runs from base 66 to 1394 and encodes 442 amino acids. Lineage: Eukaryota; Viridiplantae; Streptophyta; Magnoliopsida; Fagales; Juglandaceae. The record is from RefSeq and is a predicted model, not a curated record. Gene Ontology annotation, biological process: protein ubiquitination. The transcript has a single exon. Gene Ontology annotation, molecular function: ubiquitin protein ligase activity.
AGGAAAAGAACAAGUACAUAUCUCUUCUCCUUUAUUCUUGUUGGUGUUUUAGAAGUUUUGUACAAAUGCCUUUAGGUUGGAGGAGGAGAAGUAAAGCCAGCCAUGACGGCAAAAAGCAUCCGGGAAAUUCGGACAUGGAGCUCGUGAUCCCGAAUCAUUUCCAAUGCCCGAUAUCCCUUGACUUGAUGAAAGAUCCCGUCACGUUGUCUUCUGGGAUUACAUAUGAUCGCGAAAGCAUCGAAACCUGGCUUGAAGCGGGGAACUUUACGUGCCCGGUCACGAAGCAGAUGCUGAAGAGUUUUGAUCGGAUUCCUAACCAUGCGCUUACGAAAAUGAUCCAAGAUUGGUGCGUGGAGAAGGAAAAAUAUGGAGUUCAACGCAUCCCUACACCGAGAAUUCCAGUAGCGCCGGUUGAGGUCUCGGAGAUUCUUUUCGGAGUUACAGAGUCAGCACGACGGUUGGAUCAAUACAGGUGCUUAGAAUUGGUGCAGAAAAUUCAGAAAUGGGGUGCAGAGAGUGAACGUAACAGGCGAUGCAUCGUUGCAAAUGGAGCGGCUGCUGUACUGGCUGCUGCAUUUGAUACAUUUGCAAAUGAAUCCAUUGAGAGAAAUGCAACGGUUUUGGAAGACAUAUUGUCUGCACUGAAUUGGAUGUUUCCAGUUGAUACGGAAGCCCAGAAAUCCUUGGGAUCUCGAGCUUCUUUAGGUUGCAUGGUCUGGUUUUUGAGCUGCAGAGAUCUUUCGCCAAAGGAAAACUCCCUAUCAGUAUUGAAAGAGCUUCUUGCUUGUGAUCAACAGCUUGUGGAAAAGGUAUCAAGCAUUGAGGGAGUGAAUGAAAUACUAAUUGAACUCGUUAGGAAGCAAAUCUGUCCAACCAUUACAAAAGCUUCAAUCAUGGUAAUUUUCUAUUUGGUUUCUUCUUCUUUCUCUUCCAGUGAGAAGAUCAAGUUAACAUUUGUUAAGAUGGGUCUGGUUUCUUUAAUGCUGGAGAUUCUUGUCGAUUCGGAGAAAAGCAUAGGCGAAAGGGCUUUGGGUGUUUUUGACGGACUUUGUUGCUGCAAAGAAGGGAGAGAAGAGGCUCAAAGUAAUGCCUUGACAAUACCAGUCUUGGUGAAGAAAAUCUUGAGGUUAUCAGAUUUGGCCACUGAGUAUUCCAUUUCUGCUAUUUUGAAGCUCUGCAAAUAUGGAAGCAGGCAUGAAGCUGAAAGAGUACUUUUGGUGGAGGCUCUUCAAGUUGGUGCCUUUCAGAAGCUUUUGUUAGUGAUUCAGGUUGGUUGUGGUGAUGAGACAAAGGAGAAAGCAACUGAGCUUAUGAAACUGUUGAAUCCUUACAGGGUUGCUGGGUUUGAAUGCAUUGAGACUACGGAUUUCAAAAAUCUCAAAAGGUCAUUUUGAG